AUGGCUACAGCCUUAGUGAGUGAAUCCUUCGCAGGUAAUUGGAACUCCGGAGAGGGAGGUGGUGGUUAUGAAGGUGGAGGUGGUUUUAGAGGUGGGGAAGGUUUUGGAGGCGGUCAUGGAGGAAGUUUCGGUGGCAGCUUUGGCGGUGGAAGUUUUCAUGGAAGCAGCUUUGGCGGAGGAAGUUUUCAUGGAAGCAGCUUUGGCGGAGGGAGCAGUCAUGGAAGCAGCUUUGGCGGAGGGAGCAGUCAUGGAAGUGGAGGAGGAUGGGAAGACGAUACUUUUCUUGUGAAGAAAAUUAAAAAGCCCUUCCCUGUCCCACAGCCUGUGCCAGUUCCACAAAUAGUUCCUGUUCCAAAGUUCUUCAAAGUCUUCAAACACAUAAGUCUUGCUCAGCCCGUUCAUCAGCCUUUCAUUAUAAAUAGAGUGAAGAAAAUCCCUAUUGGUGUCCCUGCCCUGAAGUUUAUCCCUAUACCUAAGCUGUUCCCAUAUCCCCAGCUGGUUGCUAAACCAAUCCCAAUUAGUGUUCCUAAACCUGUUAUUGUCACCCAGCCCAAGUUUGUCCCUGUAAAGAAACUCGUUCCUGUACCAGUACCAGUUAGCAUUCCCAAACCUGUAGUGGUCCCAGUUUACAAGAGUGUUCCUGUACCAGUGCCCAGUCCCGUGAAGAAGAUAGUAAAGGUGGUCAAGCAAAUUCCAGUUUACAUCAAGAAACCAGUUCCUGUCUACCAAGAAGAGGAACCCUGGUCAGGUGGGACUGGUGGUGGCUACGGAGGUGAAGACUGGUCCAGUGGCGGAGCGGGCUAUGGAGGUGGAGAAUGGAAGUCCAGCGGUGAUGGGAGCUUUGGAGGUGGAGGCUGGAACACGGGUCAAAUGUAUCAAGACCGUAGCGGAAGCCUGCCAGAGCCACAAAAUCAAUAA
Molecule: messenger RNA, 918 nt
Organism: Limulus polyphemus (Atlantic horseshoe crab)
Lineage: Eukaryota; Metazoa; Arthropoda; Merostomata; Xiphosura; Limulidae
Exons: 2
Coding region: 1-918 (305 amino acids)
Source: RefSeq, a predicted model, not a curated record